UAUUCUCUCUGUAUUAUUGCUCAGAAACCAGCCACCAUGGGGAGUUAAGGGGGCAGUCGACGGGUCAUUUUUGUUAAUAUUUAAUAUCAGAAAGCUUUCCAUAUGCUGCGUUUUGGAGCACACAGUUCGCGCCAGUAUCCCCAAUGCAGCGAAUUACGGGGAUCGGGCUUUCAGAGACGGGUGAAUUGUUUGCCAGCAAAAUCAUUGCUAGAGGGGAAGAUCUGACCUCUGCCUUGUGCAAUCAAAGACAUGAGUGUUGUCAGAGAAUUACAUGGGAUUGGGUACAGGGGCGGUGGUGGGGUUGUGGCCUCUCUGAGCGGCCCUACCCACUUUACCGAGGAUGCUCCACGACCCCCAGUUCCUGGUGAGGAGGGAUCUGAUGUGGACCCCCCAGUCCAGUCAGUCAACACCCGUCCAAACACCCUUUCCCAAACCCUUGGCUAUCCGACGUCAUCGUCAUCCUCUAAAAUGGGGGAUCCAUCAAGUUACACACCCUCCUCAUCGUCUGCGACCCCGCGGCGCCCGGAUCUGGACUUGGGGUAUGAACCUGAGGGCUCGGCUUCACCAACUCCACCUUACCUGAAGUGGGCAGAGUCGCUUCAUUCUCUCCUAGACGACCAGGAAGGCAUCCAGCUGUUCCGAAACUUCCUGUGCCAGGAAGGGUGUGCAGACCUUCUCGACUUCUGGUUUGCUUGCUCUGGAUUCAGGAAAACCAGCCAGGAGAAGAGGGCGAAGCUGGCGAAGGCCAUCUACAGGAAGUACAUUGUAGACGGAAGUGGGAUUGUCUCCAGGCAAAUCAAAGCAGCCACCAAGAGCUUCAUCAGAGACUGUGUGGGAAGGCCGCAUCCAGACCCGGCCAUGUUUGAACAGGCCCAGACAGAGAUCCAGGGCAUGAUGGAGGAGAACACCUACCCUUUGUUUCUUAAGUCGGAUCUGUACCUGGAGUACACGCGGACAGGAGGAGAGAGCCCCAAGCCUAACCCCAGUGAUCAGAGCCCUUCAUCGGGGCCAGCCAAGCCUGUGCCUGGGUACUUGCCCACACUCGCUGAAGAUGAGGAGUGGAGGUGUGGAGGAGGAGUGAGGGAGGAGGAGGAAGAGAAAGAUGAGGAUUGCGGAGACACACCAGCUGGUAGGCUGACUCAAAGCUUGCUGAUGCAGACGGCACCGCAGAGAGCCUCGACCAACAGGAGGAGGCCGGACAGCAGGGAGUACAGGCCGUGGAGGGAGCCGGUAAACCCAUACUACGCAAACAUGGGCUAUGCUCGCGCUCCAGCAACCAGUGCCAAUGACAGCGAGCAACAGAGCAUGUCGAGCGAUGCAGACACACUGUCACUGACCGACAGCAGUGUAGAUGGUAUUCCUCCAUACAGAUAUCGGAAGCAGCAUCGCAAAGAGAUGCAUGAAAGUGCCAAAGCCAAUGGACGUGUUCCCCUACCUCAUAUACCUCGCACGUACCGCAUGCCAAAGGACAUCCACGUAGAGCCUGAGAGGUUUGCAGCGGAGCUCAUCAGCAGGCUGGAGACGGUUCUCAGAGAGAGAGAGGCCCAGGAAAGACUUGAAGAGAGGCUGAAGAGAGUACGACUGGAAGAAGAGGGUGACGAUGCUGACAUCUCCGUGACAACCUCCAUGUCUUCUCAUAGUAUACCACUCCCCCUCCCCUCGUUGUUUCCACCUCACUACGGCGCCCGUUAUUCAGAGACCACUGCUAACACAGCAACAGUCGCCACUUACGGCGGCCUGGUUGCCAUGGAGGAUCCCCAAGACGACGACCCGGAAUCCAUUUUGGAUGAGCAUGUACAGCGCGUGAUGAAAACGCCGGGCUGCCAGUCACCAGGGGCAACCAACAGCACCUUAGGCGGAGGCGGUCGGCACUCUCCUCCCAAAUCAUCGCGUUCACCUGACGGGGGGAUCGGCCCGCCUCACUGCCCCCCGCACCGAGUGGGAGGCCACAGUCAGCCUCCUGCUGGGGUCAAAGGUAUGCAUCACCACAAGCCGCUGUAUCACCACAGAGGAAGAGAAGGGCCGGAGGAGGCGGGUUCUAGGCCUCAGGCCAACCUCAUGUGGAACGGAGACCCGGCCAGCCAGUACGCAGGGAGAAGUCGUAACUACGCCGACGGGGCUGGAGCCAGCAUGCUUGACGGCAUGGGUUACAGUAGUAAAGGCAGCACGUUGUCACGACGAAGUUGCAAGAAGACGCCAGAGACGUCAGGCAAAGUUGAUGAGAGUGGGCGUGGCAUGGAUGGCCAGGUACCACUGGAGGAUCUGGAGAGAAACCAGAAGAUCCUGCAGUGGAUGAUGGAAGGAGACAGACAAAGGAAGACCUCGCAUGGUGGCAGCACCAGUAGCUCUAGGAGGUCGGGAACAAGCUGCGAGUCGCCGCGUCCAGUUUCUGUGGAGCGACCUGGAGCCGUGCACCCCUGGGUCUCUGCCCAGCUGCGUAACAACCCCUCUUCGGUGUCCCCUGCCAUCCCCGGCUCAUCGUCCACCCAGGUCAAGCCCUCGCACCCGUUCAUCCAGGACCCAGCUAUGCCCCCCAACCCGGCUCCCAACCCCCUCACCCAGCUAGAGGAGGCUAGGAGGAGACUGGAGGAGGAGAGGAGGAGGAACGCACUACAGCAGGCCAAGCAGAGGCAUAAGUCUGGUAAGCGCCAAGUGUGUGAGAACAUGACGGUGGCUUACUACUUUUGUGGAGAGCCAAUCCCAUACAGAACAUCAGUCAAAGGCCGUGUGGUGACUUUGGGCCAGUUCAAGGAGCUGCUUACCAAAAAGGGCCAUUACAGGUUCUAUUUUAAGAAAGUGAGCGACGAGUUUGACUGUGGCGUAGUGUUCGAAGAGGUUCGUGACGAUGACGCCAUCUUGCCUAUCUUUGAGGAAAAGAUCAUCGGGAAGGUGGAGAAGGUUGACUGACAUUUGGAUACAGGAAGAUGACACAGAAUUGGGGGGGGAAAAACCCAUCAUUUUGAGAAAUGGAGAUAGGAAGAGAACAUUGGGGUUGGAUAGAAAUGCCGCUGUGAGAAAAUGAAUGAAAGAAAGUAGAAAGAUGGAAGGAGCAAUGUGUGACAGAAGGGAGAAUGCGCUGCAAGGUAGAAGCUUGAGUAUUAAGGAGGUGGUUAUUUGUAUGGACUAUCUGGAUGUCGGUGUCACGCCUGGAUCAAACCCACAUAAAACAGUAGCGCAGAAGAGGAGCAUAAAUUAUUUCACCUGUCUUGUCUCCACUGUGGAUAUUCGAGGAGCGCUGUUCAAAUCGGACGUUUGACCAGUCUUCCACUUUCACUGCGAUGGAUGGAAAAGGGUGCGGGGGGCUGCUGGAAGGAGAGACGAGAAAGUAGUCUUCCGCUUGUGCUCUGGAGGAGUCUGUCCUCCGCAGACCAUUACGAUGCUGCUACAUUACCACGGAAACUCUUCAAUCGGUGCUCAGGACAGCAAAGAAAGCAGUUUUGUUCCAUUCGGGAGUCUCGCUGCCUUUUGCUGUCUCUGUCUCAUCAGCUGGUGACAAGGGGAGAAGACAGAUGAUUUUAGGGAGUGGAACUUUGGCCUGCUUCUCCUCUCGUUGAAUUCAUAGCCUCAAAACAGAGACUUUGUCACCCUUGAUUCCUAGAUGUCAUGUAGUGAUCUCUCACAUCAACAUGUUCAGACAACAGUUCUCUACAUAACUUGUUUACCAAAGCUACAUAUUUUUGAUAAGACAAGUAUCCUAGCUACUUGUUUCAUUUUAUUUGAAUUGUGUAUGUACAAGGCAGGUACUAUUACUUAUUAAUGCAGCCUAAUUUCGUUAUAUCUCAACUUAAUGGUGUAUUAUUGUGUAUGUUUUGAAGCUUGUUCAUUAGUCAUUUCAGGACAGCCAUUUUGUUUGCCUCCCCUCCCAUAAUACAUCCCUACACCUCACUUCUGUACUGUUUACCUGUGAGUGGGUAGUUCUGUUCUCCUGCGCAAUGGAUUUUAAUUAUAGGCUUUUCUUCCACUCACAAAUUCUCAUGAAAAAGAGCAGCGCACACUAAUGGUGUGCCAUCUCAGACCACAAUAUCUGUUUUUAACAGGUCACACUGUCACCUCAUAUGCGUCAUAUUUUUCUGCUAUACUGUGUACUCCGAACUAAGUAGGUGCCUGCCUGCCUGCCUGUCUGUCUGCCUGGCCAGUGCCAUUACUAUCUAGAAUGCUUAUUCUGAAGCGUGUUGGUGAGUGGGAAAGUCUGUGUCAUGUACGCCUGAACUCAGCCAAAGAGCAUAUCAUGUGUCCCGUAUGCCUACAUGCAUGUCUGUGCAGUCCCAAGUCCACGAGCAUCAAAUGUAUUUUUUUCAUCAUGAGCAGAAGGGAAUCCUCUUCCUUUUGCAGAUUCACAAUCUUCAGACAUUGCAGCUGAGUUUACAAUCUGCAUCUUAUCUUAAAACAGUUGGACAUUUGGGGAAUUGUUUCAUUUUGACGAUUUGGGUGAGAAAAUUGAUAAAACUCUGUCUGUACGGCAAAUAUAAAGCUGCAACUAGCAGUUUGGUUAGCUUAGCAUAAAGACUGCAAAGGGGAAGCAGUUAGCUUGGCUUUUAUAUGGAUUAAACAUAGAGCACUGCAACUAGUGGAUAUGUUUAUGAUUGAUUAAUAUGCCAAUCCCAGAUGUCUAAAAAUUGACCAACAGUUCAAAUCGUACAGAUAUUCGGUUUACUAUUACAAAAAAAGCAGCAAAAUCUGCGCAAUUUAGAAACAAACUAGAGAAUGUUUGCUUGAAAAAUGAUUUUAAUCGAUUACCAAAAUAGUUUAUUUUUUAUUUUUUUUCUGCACAAUUAAUUUAGUUUUCAGCUCUAAAACAAACUAGAGAUAACGUGUUAACUAGUUGAACUGUAAAGGUGCUGGUCGGUGUGUUUUGUUCCCAUUGGACAGAGCCAGGCUAGCUGUUUCCUGCAGUUUCCUGUCCAUGUGCUAAGCUAAGCUGACGGGCUGCAGGCUGUGGCUUCAUAUUUAACACACAAACGUGAGAAUGGUAUGUCUAACCCUCAGCAAAGAAAUAAAUGAGAAAUAAGUGUAUUUUCCCAAAUGUCAAACUGCUCUCGUCAGUACAGCACUGCAGCAAGGCCUUGAGGCCAGAAUAUCAUAAAUCUAAUAUCAUAAAUCUCUGUGCAGACAAUGCACUGAUCACACACCAGCUAUGUAAGCUGAAUGUAAUUUGACGUUUUUAACUAUCCCCUUUUUAUGCCCUCAAAGGAAAUCUCUUCAUUGGUCCUGUCAUCAUGCCGGUCUUCAGUAAUGAUCUCAAACUGUUGGCCUGACUUGAGUGUUUUGUGUUAUCUAUGCUGGUAGUUAAUUGAAUGUGUUCAUCAAAGAGGUCCUAUCGUACGUCUUGCAGGAAUGUCAAAUACAACUUGUCCUGGGUUUCUGCCCAGUAAGGGAAACAUAGGAUCAGAAAACAUAUUUGUCCUCACUUCAACCCAUUAUGCCUUCAAUAUAAAAAUUUUAAAUUUAGAUAUGUAUUUGUUUAUAAAUAAAAAUGUAAUUUUAAUAAUCACCAAGCAUGCUCUUUAUAAGGAAUCUUUUCCUGAUGAGUUGAAUUAUCUAUUUUGUUUUAAUGUUUAUGUGCGAACUGCUAUGGCCCUCUGAUAUAUUUUAUCUGUUUUGUUAGAAUGCCCAGGGACAGUUGAAUGACAACAUUUGUUAACAGUUGUUUCUUGUGAUUAUGAUUCGAUGGAGAAAACAACAACUGCGUCUGUUGUGUAGUCAAUUUGUGUGAAACACAGUGCCUUUUUCAUGUUAUCUUUCGAAAUAUCUUUAUUGAACCAAUCCAUUCUUUUAAUAUAAGUUUUUAUUUUUCAGUCAGUCCUGUUGUACUUUAGCUGCGAUCCUGCUUGCUCACUUCUGUUCUGAUAGAUCCUCUGCUGUAAAUAUGUACAUUAUCAUUUCAUAUGUGUCUUCAGACCUGCACCACAUGUCCACGGUGUUUCUGUUUUUCAAAGGUAAACGCCAAGAUGUCACUGUGCUGGUUCCACUUGUACAUUUCUUUUAAAAAGGUACUUCAUAAUAAAGAUGUUGAAUAAAUCCUUCCUCUCUUUAA
Messenger RNA from Perca flavescens (yellow perch), 6034 nucleotides. Its product is annotated as axin-1. Gene Ontology annotation, cellular component: plasma membrane; beta-catenin destruction complex; nucleus. Gene Ontology annotation, molecular function: identical protein binding; ubiquitin protein ligase binding; protein kinase binding. Gene Ontology annotation, biological process: positive regulation of proteasomal ubiquitin-dependent protein catabolic process; negative regulation of canonical Wnt signaling pathway; positive regulation of protein kinase activity. NCBI's taxonomy places the organism in Eukaryota, Metazoa, Chordata, Actinopteri, Perciformes, Percidae. The record is from RefSeq and is a predicted model, not a curated record. The coding region runs from base 250 to 2907 and encodes 885 amino acids. The transcript has 13 exons.